AUGGCCACUCCCACUCACACUCAUGCGGCGGUGGUGACGGUCGGCCAGGGACUGCCGUUGGAAGUCCACCAACUCCCCACCCCCGUCCCAACCGCGGACCAAGUUCGAAUCAGGAACGAAUGGACGGCGUCGACUCCUCUCGAUCUCCACCAGGCCGAUGGAGGGCUCCUCGUCAAGCAUCCCCAAGUGCUCGGUGACACCGUGGUCGGCGAGGUCGUGCAGGUCGGCCCACAAGUGUCCAAGCUCAAGGUUGGCGACAAGGUGUUUGGGUUCAGCUGGCGAACUCAGGCCGAGAAAGGACAGCAGGAGUUUGUCGUCGCCUCGGAAUACCUGUUUGGAAAGCUCCCCAAGGGCAUCUCGCCGCAAGCCGCUGCGACGGUGCCAAACAACUUUGUGACUGCCUGGCACACCUUCACCACCGAAUUUGGCUUGGAACUGCCGUGGCCGAAACCGGAAAGCUAUGUGCCCAAGGAAAAAGACGCGUGGAUUCUGAUCUGGGGCGGCGGUUCCAGCGUGGGCCAGUAUGCACUGCAGAUCUUGAAAUGGUACGGAUACGCGAACGUGGUCGUGACUGCGAGCAAGAAACAUCACCAAAGACUGCAGGCCUACGGUGCAGCGAAAUCCUUCGACUACAGAGACAGAGCCGGCAAUGUCGAGCAGCAAAUCUUGGACUUUGUCGCUGCUCAGGCACCCACGGCCCGCAUCGCCUAUAUCUUGGAUUGCAUAGGGAGUCUGGAAGGCAGCGUCAGACCCGUGGCGCGCAUUGCCAGAGCGGGAGCUAAGGUUGCUGUCAUGUUGCCGGUUAUCGUCAAAGAUGCCGCCGACGGUGUCAAGCCAGAAUACGACAUGGAUGUCAAGGCGGUGGCAGAUUGGGCCGACGGCGUGCAGGCGGUGGGCGUCCGCACUCACUUCUACCUGGAAAACAAGUUUCUGGCCGACCGACUGCAAUCGGAGAUCAUGCCGACGCUGUUGGCCAACCGAGUUGUCGAGCCGAACGACCAGGUGAUUGUUGAAGGCCGCACUCUGCUGGAACGCGCGGAGAAGGCCUUGUCGAUGUUGAGACGGAAGGAAGUCAGUGGAGCUCGAUUGGUAUGGCGAGUGUCGGAGCAGCAAGGGGCUUGA
Capronia epimyces CBS 606.96 is the source of this 1122-nucleotide messenger RNA. RefSeq lists its product as uncharacterized. Gene Ontology annotation, molecular function: oxidoreductase activity, acting on NAD(P)H. Lineage: Eukaryota; Fungi; Ascomycota; Eurotiomycetes; Chaetothyriales; Herpotrichiellaceae. The record is from RefSeq and is a predicted model, not a curated record. Bases 1 to 1122 code for a protein of 373 amino acids. The transcript has a single exon.